UUUCGCUGUCUCCUCUCUCUCUCUCUCUCUCUCUCUCCACAAGUUCACAGCAAAAGCAUUUCUCCUUCUACUCUACGGAUCAAACCCAAACCUCCAUUUCCCCACAUUUUGUAUAUUACACUUUCUUUUUAACAAAAAUCCCACUCGACAAGCAAAAGAAUAUUAAAAGAAUGAAUUUUUAAUAGCGUUCAUCAUUGUUAUCAGUCGUUGAAUGCUUGAAUGUCAGCCUUUUCUGUUUCUAAACCUAUCCAAUACAUGUAUAAAAUAGUGUAGCACUGAAAAGACAAUAUUUCAGUUCCUUGUUGCACUCUGAGAGAGAGAGAGAGAGAGAGAGAGAGAGAGAGAAGGAAUAUAUUCCUUUUUUUAGGUGCACUCUUAUACCAAUUCUUCCCCCACCCACCAACACUCAGAGAGUCAGAGCUGUCUUUACAUAGUAUAGUUGAAAUACUUGUAUCUUUCUAUAUAUACACAUAAAAUAAAAUAAACAAUAGAUAUAUUGAGUAGCUUAGUUGAUACUUGAUAUGCUGAGCAUCUUUCUUUGUAUGUAAAUGAGUGGACCAGAAAUUUGUCUUAGUCAGUGGUGAUGGAGAUACAAAUGUGGGAGUGCUGAGUUCUUGGAGGAUCCUGAAAUGGGGUUCUUGAAGCUUGGUUUUUGAGAAACUAUCUUUGGGAAUUUGGGGGUGGUUAGCAGGAAUGUGGUAAUGGGGUGUAUUGGAUUGACUCCAUUUGGCUUUCUUGUGGGAGUUUUCAGGACCUAUUUUGGAUUUGUUGUGUGAUUUCUGCAAUUUUAAUGGAUUUUGAGGGUCAUUGUUUUGGGCUGUUUUCCUUUCAACAUUUGGUGUAUUUGGAAGGGAUUAUUGCAAUGCAGUUGUUUUGGAAGAUAUUCAAUAUUUUCGCUUGGGGAUUUGACAACUUGGCGACUGUAAAAGCUUGCUAGAAUCAGUAAAGUGAAGGAAUUUGGAAAGCUAAAGUUGAAAUUUUUGUUAAUCCAAUGUCAGGGGCUACAAGGGUAAGGUCUAAGAAUGUGUCUGAUUCAGAAGAAAUGGCAGUUUAUGUACCUGCUGGAGGUGUUCAAAGACCUCUUUCUAAGCCUUCGAAAAAGGGAGAUAUGGUGGAGAAGGAUAAGAGUGGUGUUCAAUCCAUGCUUCGUAGACACGAGUUCUUGAUGCAUUCUAAUUUGUCUCUCAGUGCGUCAUGUUCAUCCGAUGCUUCAACAGAUUCAUUCCGUAGCAGGGCUUCCACGGGUCAGAUAUAUAGAACAAGCAGCAGUGCUUCUUCCCGGAGGAAGCAGUCGAGCUCGAGGUCUAAAGUUGUUGUUGUUUCGGAUUCAUCACAUUCACCUGAUAGUGUACACUCCAAGAAAAGGUGUGCCUGGGUGACACCAAAUACUGACCCGUCUUAUGCUAAUUUCCAUGAUGAAGAAUGGGGAGUUCCUGUACAUGAUGAUAAGAAAUUAUUUGAGCUCCUCGUUCUAUGUGGGGCUCUGGCGGAACUUACAUGGCCUUCUAUUCUCAGUAAAAGACACAUAUUCAGGGAAGUAUUUGCAGAUUUCGACCCUGUAGCUGUUGCAAAGUUUAACGAGAGGAAAAUAAUAGCACCCGGGAGUACUGCAAGCUCACUAUUGUCAGAGCUAAAACUCCGAACCAUCAUUGAGAAUGCUCGUCAAGUGUCCAAGAUUAUACAAGAAUUUGGGUCGUUCGACAAUUAUAUCUGGGGUUUUGUGAACCACAAACCGACGGUUAGCAGAUUCAGUUAUCCUCGUCAGGUUCCAGUGAAAACGCCAAAAGCUGAUGUGAUUAGCAAGGACCUAGUGAGGAGAGGGUUUAGGGGCGUCGGGCCAACAGUCAUUUACUCGUUCAUGCAGGCUGCCGGGAUAACAAAUGACCAUCUCGUCAGCUGCUUUAGAUUCCAAGAAUGCAUUGCAGCAGCAGCUCUCGGGAAACAGGAGCCCGAUGAAGCUGGGGAGAGAGGCGACGAGGGGGCAAAAGAGUCAGAGAUGUGUAGAUCGAUCGACGAGUUAAGUUUCUCUUCUGAAUGAUCAAGUUAAUUGUUUGAAGCUCUGCUGCAGACACUGAAUGAACAUGUUUCAAGUGUUUGAAGAAUUUGACAGUCUGCAUUAUUGUUUUGUAGAUCACCUGGAAAUAAAUUUUUACUCAUCUUCAUAUUUACCAUGUGAACAACUGGUAUAUUGUGCACCCCAUCUCACCAUCCUUUGUACCCCUUUGUACAGACAUUCAUCAUAAAUGUAAAUUAAGUCUUAUCUAUUAAAA
Molecule: messenger RNA, 2270 nt
Organism: Ipomoea nil (Japanese morning glory)
Lineage: Eukaryota; Viridiplantae; Streptophyta; Magnoliopsida; Solanales; Convolvulaceae
Product: DNA-3-methyladenine glycosylase 1
Exons: 5
Coding region: 992-2038 (348 amino acids)
Biological process (GO): base-excision repair
Molecular function (GO): DNA-3-methyladenine glycosylase activity
Source: RefSeq, a predicted model, not a curated record